Molecule: messenger RNA, 921 nt
Organism: Fusarium falciforme
Lineage: Eukaryota; Fungi; Ascomycota; Sordariomycetes; Hypocreales; Nectriaceae
Exons: 2
Coding region: 1-921 (306 amino acids)
Source: RefSeq, a predicted model, not a curated record
AUGUCUACAACACAAAAUGCAGGUCCAUCUUGGCUUGCGCCGUACGAAGUUUGCCAUGGUCUCGACACCGUCCGGAGACGCCAAGCAAAACUCGAGCGCCACGAGAUUCUACACCACCUCCGUGGGAGCCUGGAGGAGCACCAUCGCAACCAACUGGAGACCUUUCAGAUUCACCAUACACAUCUCCUCAAAGAUAUGUCACAUAUCGGCGAGAUCAUGGGGCUGAAUUGUUGGAACAAGACCGUCCCGAUCUUUCUGCUGAAAGGCCCUGCAGGCAGAGCAGGCUAUCCUGAAAUGCUUCGGCCUACCCUCCACAACUACCUCUAUCGCCGGUGGUUCCGCCCCUACCGUACCGAUAGACCAGCAGUCCAAGACGAAGACGCUGCGGUAGAAAUGACUAUGAGCAUGCACGGUACUGUCUGCUCCAACUUCGACAGCAGGAUACCCACGAUAAAGCCCGAGAAACAGCAGUAUUACAUAACUCGACCUCUAUUCAGAGCCAUGGCUAUUGCCAUCCAGGGCAAAGUCUAUUCUCGAUGCUACGAUAGUCGUCCCCUUUCCUAUAUGCCCGUCUUGAUCAUCCUCACUAGCCAGGAUGACGGGUUAAGUGCACCUAUUACGUUUGACUCGAAUUUAUGGCAAGGCAGCGGCUCGCACGAAUCUCGAAACAGUCAUAGGCUUUGUCAUAGCCUUGGAGGAACGCGAGGACGCGGCAUUUGGUCCACAGCUCGACCCGGUUGCCUCCACGGCCAACUCAUGCUACCUUUUCCGGGAGAACCGUGCCGAACAACUCGACUGGGACAAUGGGCCAUUGGCAGGACCAAGCUCACAGUGGAUGGAUAUGAAUCAGUAUCCAACCUGGACUGGGCUGGGAGCUCGGUACGACCGUACUCUCAACAUCAUAGAGCGAAGACCGUUUGA